Messenger RNA from Trichophyton verrucosum HKI 0517, 414 nucleotides. RefSeq lists its product as uncharacterized. The transcript has a single exon. The record is from RefSeq and is a predicted model, not a curated record. The coding region runs from base 1 to 414 and encodes 137 amino acids. NCBI's taxonomy places the organism in Eukaryota, Fungi, Ascomycota, Eurotiomycetes, Onygenales, Arthrodermataceae.
AUGUUUUACUUACCAUCUCAUCUCUUACCUUACACUCGUUAUGACUUCCACGGUGUCACGGCGCUCUUCUUCCUUUCCUCCUUUUUCUUUCCAGCGGCUCGGUGUUUAUUUGAUGUCCAGCAUGUCUUUCCAUUUACUGCUUCUACUCUUAUCUAUCCUAUAUCUACUACUUACAACAAAGCCUGCUCCAUGCCUGGCCGCAGAGCAGAGAAAACCAGACUCCCCAGCAACGAAACAAAAAAAAAGAAAGAAAGAACCUACUCCGCUUCUCUCUACCUCUUCUUCUUCCUCUUCUUCUCUUCUUCUUUCAGCGUGUCUAUCUUGUUUCAUUUCGACUGCGCCGCUUCGUUGAGAAAAAAAAAAGUGUCCCCCUUUCUUUGUCCGGCCCAGUAUCGAUGUAUCUCAUUAGCUUAG